This is a messenger RNA of Chrysoperla carnea, 1056 nucleotides long. RefSeq names its product kynurenine formamidase-like. The annotation marks the transcript as partial. The transcript is spliced from 4 exons. NCBI's taxonomy places the organism in Eukaryota, Metazoa, Arthropoda, Insecta, Neuroptera, Chrysopidae. Gene Ontology annotation, molecular function: hydrolase activity. The record is from RefSeq and is a predicted model, not a curated record.
UGUGUAUAUUUACAAUUCUCUGAUAACGGUAGAUAAUUUUAUUAAAUAUCCUUUUAAACAAACAAUUUUGAUAAUUGUUUGUAAUAAAAAUCGUAUCCAAUCGGAUAAAAUCGACUGAUAGAGAAUAAUAGAUAUAUAUAAUAAUUAAAUAUAUAAAAAAAUUACAAAUCAAUUUCUAUUGUGAUUAAUGUUUGAAGUGAUUAAGUUUAUUUAUUUGAAAAAAUGGAUAUGAUAAACAAUUUAGACGAUUUAUAUACACCUAGUAAAUGGUGUAAACGGUUUAAUUCAGAAGGAACACUUAAAUUUUUUACUCAAAGAGUAACCAAAGGGAGUGAAGUUGUAAGACAUACAAUACCUUGUAAACUAAAUGUGGCAUAUGGACCGGAAAUUCACCAAAAACUAGAUAUAUUUGGUAAUGAUCUACCAAAAGACUCACCUAUUUUUAUUUUUAUACAUGGAGGUUAUUGGCAAACUUUUAGCAAAAAUGAAUCAUGUUUUAUGGCAAAAAUGCUUUACAUGAACAAAAUUAAGACAAUUGUGAUUGGUUAUUACAAAUGUCCAUAUGUUACACUAAAUCAACAAUUAAAUGAUGUUACCAAAGGUGUUAAAAAAAGUUUAGAAUUAGCCGAAAAAUGGAAUACAUCUAAGGUCAUAAUUGCCGGUCAUUCAGCUGGAGCCUUUAACACGGCAUAUUUAUUAAAAAAUUUAUCACAGUUUACACAAAAACAGAAAAAUUUAAUCCAAGGUUUAGUCUUAAUCGGAGGUUUAUAUGAUAUUACACCGCUUAUUGACACCUACAUAAAUAAGGUGAUACAGUUAACAUUAAAAGAAGCCGAAGAAUUAACACCAUGUCUAAUUAAUUUAAAUGAAAAAUUAAAAAUGUAUUUGAUUAUACCGGAAUAUGAGAGUCCAGCAUUUGUUGCCCAGAAUCAAAUGUAUUAUGAUCGAUUAAAAAAUGCUGGUUACGAUGUUCAAAUGAUUCAAUUUAAGAAUUGCGAUCAUUAUACCAUUAUGGAAAAUUUAAUGAAGGAGGAAUUUGAAUUAUCACAAUUUAUU